Molecule: messenger RNA, 1031 nt
Organism: Chilo suppressalis (striped riceborer)
Lineage: Eukaryota; Metazoa; Arthropoda; Insecta; Lepidoptera; Crambidae
Source: the annotation of a GenBank genome assembly
AUUUGAUUUCGUUUCGUACGCCUCGAAGCGUUUUUUACUUAAAUUAAUAGAUAAUAAAAAUAAAUAAUAAACCCAAUAUGGAUGUCUUUCUAAUGAUUAGGCGAAAAAAAUUAACCAUCUUCACAGACGCCAAGGAUACGACAACUGUCUUAGAAUUAAAGAAAAUGAUCGAAGGUAUAUUGAAGGUGCCACCACCAAGCCAAAUGCUUUUCAACAAGGACAGUCAGUUAAUGGAGGACGAUAAGACGCUGGCGGAGUAUGGUCUAACAUCAGCUACAGCUAAAGCUCAGUGUCCUGCACCAAUUGGAUUAGCUCUGAGAAAAGAUUGUGGUGAAUUUGAAGCUCUGGAUCUGACCCCAUACUCGUCGCCCCCGGAUCUGCCCGAUGUCAUGAAAUCUCAGGAGACCAAUGGCCAGGAACAGAUGGAACAACACUAAACGACUCGGCGAAGGUUCACAGAGCAACAGGCAGCAAGUACCCGCGCGGCGCGCCGCUGUCCUUAAACUAUAUUUUUUGCAUAUGAACAUAUUUUGUUAACUAUUUAUCAACGAUUUGUGUUCGAUUUUAACAAUCUGUUAUGUCUACACAUUUCUUUGUAGUAUUUUUGUGAUGCUUUGUACGAAAGGAGUGUAGUGCUUUUUUGUAGUUUAUUAACUGGAAUCUAAACGAAUGUGGCAACAUUAUCAGUCGUGGUCGUCUUGUAUUUUGUUUAGCUAGAAACUCGUGGUCACACCACAAAACUUUGCUUAAAGUUAAACAUUUUUUUAACAUCUCUAUUCCAUGAUAUCAAUGGAGAAAAUAACACCAUCUAUUUAAGAUAGAAUUUAACAAUUAUCGUUUUGUAUCAAGGCCAAAAAUGGUGAUACACAUAGCUAUCUAUGUCUGAAGCUAGGAUAACAGGUGAUUCAGAGUUGGCUAUUGCUGAGUUCUGAAGGGGCGGUACAGAUCAUCAAAACAAAUUUUAAAAUGAAAUACUCAAAAAUGUGGCUAUGAAUUAGUAGAAAAAUUAGUUGCCAUCUGGCAAGACCAUA